Melanotaenia boesemani (Boeseman's rainbowfish) is the source of this 2866-nucleotide messenger RNA. Its product is annotated as E3 ubiquitin-protein ligase RNF31-like. Bases 493 to 2508 code for a protein of 671 amino acids. The record is from RefSeq and is a predicted model, not a curated record. The transcript is spliced from 19 exons. Gene Ontology annotation, cellular component: LUBAC complex. Gene Ontology annotation, biological process: protein linear polyubiquitination; protein transport. Gene Ontology annotation, molecular function: linear polyubiquitin binding; zinc ion binding; K48-linked polyubiquitin modification-dependent protein binding. NCBI's taxonomy places the organism in Eukaryota, Metazoa, Chordata, Actinopteri, Atheriniformes, Melanotaeniidae.
CAGCAGCAGCAGCAGAAGAAGAAGAAGCAGCUAACCAGCUGUUAGUAUGCCUUCCAGGUAGUUUGAAGUCUUUGAGGAGACUUUCUGACCAUAAUGGCGAGAGUUGGAGAAGACGCGGAGCUGCGCACUUUAACGGAGAUCAGCACGCUGUAGGAUGUUUCGGUCCAGAUGUGAAGAGUCUCAGUAUUGUAGUUUUUCACCCUAACCUGGUCUAAUGUGGUCUGGGUUCUCAAGAAUUCUGGGGAAUAGCCAUUUAUGCAGAUGGGAAGCUAGUUGGAGCAUCGUCAGCAGCACAGAGUCUGACUGCUUCCUCAUCCUCAGUGUCGAUACCGGUACCCUGGAGAGACUCUGCAGGACCUGCAGACCGCUCGGUCCCUGUUCUCAGACCUUCGGCUCUACGUUGAUUUUUACUGUUUUCCAAACAAAGAGAAAAGGAAGCUGCUGUUUCUGGCCGGGACACUUCCUGUUCUCUAUGAAGGAAGUCGUUAUAAUAUGCCAGUGUGCAUCUGGCUCCAUGAAACCCACCCGGCAUCUCGUCCCCGCUGUUACGUCUGUCCUUCAGUCUCCAUGGUGAUCAAUCCGUCCUGUCCCUGGGUGGAUUCCUCAGGAAACAUAAGUUUGGACGGACUCAGUAACUGGACUCAUGGAGUAUCUAGUCUUUCAGUGCUGCUAUCGGAGAUGACACAAGCUUUCCAAAAGGACACACCUCUGUAUGCCAGGUGUCCUCUGCAAGCUCCACCUUCCACAGGUGUGCCGGGCUCUGUUGGAAGUAUCCAGAAACCUUCCUCAUUCCCGCCCUCAUCCUCUGCUCAGAGCCACCUUCUCUCGCCUGUGUCAUGUUACCUGUCUGGACCGAAAGGUAAACUUCCUGUCUGGAUUGAAGCGAGCCAAUGGAAGCAGAGCAGGCAGGUAAGGGUGAGGACCUCCUACACGGAGGAGCUGCUGGGGAUUGACUUCAGCCCUCACCCUCCUUCCUUCAGCGGGAACCCUUUCUUGAGCUCUUCCUAUAAUACUUCAGAUGUUCCUAUCACAGACCCCAUCAGCCAGAUGAUGGUGGUUCUGAAGCUGGAUGGAGAGUUUAGUGGAGACCAGCCAGGUAACUCACCUGUAAGGAGCCUCCAGUCACAAGCAACUCAAAGCAGAAACACUACAGAUGUUGGCCCACAACCGAAUCUGUGUUCUCAGAAACCUCUGUCUGGACCAGCACAUGGAGCACACCUUAGCAAGAUAGCAGCCCGGCUUCCCAGAGACCAGGCGGCGGUCUUCUUGGCUCUGAUGACGAUGGAGGGGCGGAGCUUCAACACUACUGAUGUCAUAGAGGCGGUCCAGCUCAACAGAGAUUUAAAAUCUGCUCUCAGGUUCCUGACUCACACCUGCCCCAUCUGUCACGACCAGGUGUCCUUCAGUAAGAUCAUCACAAUGACCCACUGCUCCUGCUUCCUGUGUCAAACGUGUUUCACUGGGUUUUUCUCCGUCGCUAUCAGAGAGCGAAGCAUUGAUCAGCUGGUCUGUCCUCAGUGUGGUCAACCGGAGGUCAGAGGUCAGGAGGGUCUGGAGCAGUCUAUGGACUACUUCAGCCUGCUGGAUACACAGAUCCGUCACUUCCUGCCUGCUCAGAUCCACGAGCUCUUCCAGAGGAAACUCAGAGAUCAAGCCCUGCGGGGCAUGCCCAACUUCUGCUGGUGUGCUCACUGUUCGUUUGGGAUGCUCCACGAGGUUGACCGGUUGAGGAUGGACUGUCCCAGCUGUAAGAAGAGCACCUGCUCUCAGUGCAGAUCACCUUGGGUCCCUCAGCAUCAGGGACUCUCCUGUGAGCAGUUCAGAGUCUGGCAGCAGCAGAACCAGCCCAGCUCCCCCCUGCUGAACAACAGCAUCGCGUGUCCACAGUGCCAGUGUGUCUUCGGUGUGUCCAAAGGAGGCUGUCUUCACUUCACCUGCAGCCAGUGUGGACAUCAGUUCUGUGGCGGCUGUAGUCGGCACUUCGCUCUGGGAUCUGCCUGCAACUUCUCUGCUGAGUGUGGAACCAAAGGACUUCAUGCCCACCACCCCAGAGACUGCCUGUACCACUUGAGAGACUGGACUGUGACCCGUCUGCACCUGCUGCUCCAGCAUUACAGAGUGUCGCCCUCCUGGAUGGAACCAGCCAAUGGCAGCUCAGCUGACACCAGUCAGACAGCAGCGUGUCCUGUGUUGGAGCUCAGAGAUGGCAGCAGUGGGGAGGAGGAGCCAUGUGGACGACCUGUGCUACCUGAGUAUAGAGGAUACUGCCAACUACACUACAAGGAGUGUUUGGUGGAGCUGAUCAACCGUUGCCGUGCCGACCCAGUGGUCCUCUUCAGUCCAGCAGAGAUGGAGGCGGAGCUGCAGCGCUGGCACAUUACCGUGCCAAACAGGAAACCUGAUGAACCAGAGCCUCUGUACGCACACCGCCUACGCCUGAUGGUGACCAACAGCAUUCCUCUCGAGAAGCAGCGGAGCUCUCCAGUCAAACUUGACGAUGACCUUUGACCCCUUCCAGGCCUCCGCCAGCUUUCAGCAGACCAGUCAGAUGGCAGCACUCCUUACAGACAUCAUUGUCAGCCUCGACUGGUCAUUUCUGAUGGGCUCAGUGGUUGCCAGGGAAACAAACACAAAAAAGUAAAUAUAAAGAAUAAUAAAGAACAAAAGGACCAUAGACAAAGAAAGCAGCCUAUCACAGCUGACCCAAUGUUAACAAGCACUUUGACACUUCUGAUGCUAACAAACCUCUGUGUUCCAGGUCUAGCAUGUUGACCUGUCAGCAGAUAUUGUCCAUUUUAUCUUUUCGUUUUCUCCACUUUAACUGUCGCUUUAUUAAAUCCAGGAUUUAAUAAAUCCUGUUUUACAA